Desarmillaria tabescens is the source of this 1767-nucleotide messenger RNA. RefSeq lists its product as uncharacterized. The record is from RefSeq and is a predicted model, not a curated record. The transcript is spliced from 3 exons. Gene Ontology annotation, molecular function: nucleic acid binding; zinc ion binding. Lineage: Eukaryota; Fungi; Basidiomycota; Agaricomycetes; Agaricales; Physalacriaceae. Bases 1 to 1767 code for a protein of 588 amino acids.
AUGCACUGGAAACUACAAGCAGCACGAGAGGCAGCAGAGUGUAGAUUGCACCACGAAGCUGAAGUAGCAGCUGGUAUAGUUCCGAACAUAACACGGAGAAGACAAGAAGCAGAUCAGUGGGAUCUAGAAGCCGAGAUAGAACCUCAGACCAAGCAAGGAUCGAAAGAGAAUUGCACUGACGCUUCCCUGGAACUUGAUUCACCGAGUUCUAGUCUUCCUGGUAGCACUAGGCCAGCCACCAACUUCAGUUCAAAUCUGAACUCGCAACCUCAACAGAAUCCUACACAACCACAGUCAUUAAACAUGGCUACCAAGCGACAGAUGCCGAUGGAGUCAUCAAGAGAUGCCCCCAGGCUUGAAACCUCGGACCCCCGGGCGAUUCGAAAACACUUCCGGAUCAUGGAAGGAAUGUUUAAGAUUUAUGCCGGGGUGGACACGGACGAGGAGAAGAAAGACUGGGCUGUACAUUAUACCAGUAUGGACAUCGAAGAUCAGUGGAGAGCAUUCCCUACCUUCGAGGCAGGGAAGACCUGGGAAGACUUCAAGGAGGAAGUCCUGCGCAGUUAUGAUGGUGCAGCAGAAGAUGAUGAAGAUGCACGAAAGGGGCUUAUUAAAGUAGCCCAUAAGUACAAGAGAGAAGGAAUUAUGGACUCUGCCGACUAUUUAAAUUAUUCGAAGGGAGUUCCAGGCCAAAAGAACUUGGGUCUUGAAGGGACCAGGAUGCCAGUCUACAAUGAAUUAUUCAAUGGGUCUUUACCUAAGGUGGAUAGUUCGCCCAAGGUUGAGGCGCCAGGUGCUUCAGCUAGUAGAGGCAUAAUGACCCUCAAGAAAGAACCCGCACCUGCUGCAUUAUCAGGGGAACUGCAUAACUUCCUGGCUGAAAUGGCGGACAGCAACCGACUCAUAGUUAAAUUACUUGAGAACCAGGUUACAUCUCAAGGCAAAAGAGAUGAGGAGUUACACAAGAUGUUGGCGCAGAUAAAGGCCCAACCAAGGCCAACCCAGCCCGCACCGGCACCAAGUACUCGUGGACAGUUUGGCAGUAACGCGCCGGGUAACUGUCAUUUCUGUGAGACCCCUGGACAUUACCAGGUAGAUUGUCCCUACAAGUUAGAGAUGAUUACUACCAGGGAACUGGUUCAUGUACCAGGAACUCAGAAUAUAUACAGGUUACGAGAUGGGAAUCCUCCUCCGAGAGAACCCGCCGGGAUGAGUCAAAAAGCAAGAAUUCAGCAUUAUUAUGAAACGCAUAAGGCUUCUGGAUCUAACCAAGUUGGACAGACCUAUAUCGUGGCCCCACAAUUACCGGGCCCGGUGCCUCAGUAUGUUAUGUCACAUCAGAUAGCAGAAGAGAAAGAGGAUAUCGGCUACUUGAGGAACAUGCUCGAAAAGUUGGUACAACAAACCUCUCACCUGGCACCGGAUAAAGUUGAUCAGUACCUGGAAGGACCACGAUGGGAAUCUGUCGUGAAAACCAGAGGCCAGCAAUGUCAAGAGGCUAGCCAGGCCAAUGAUACUCCGCAAGAUACCCAGGAUUUUCAUAAACGUUCAAUGAAGGCAGGGGAGCACCAUAAAAAGGCAGCGGCGGUGGCCGGGCCGGUCGACUCUUCACCAGAGGACGUAAUCCAAAACCAAAAGCGAGGAGCAGAGGCAGAAAACUGGCGAUCACGCCCGAAAUUGCAAAGCAAAUAUACCCCUAAUUCUAGUAGUAAUAAUGAUGAGAACCUUGUACCUGGCGAUCCUGACGUAGUCGAUCGGUGGUCCUGA